Galleria mellonella (greater wax moth) is the source of this 2834-nucleotide messenger RNA. It is a transcript of the gene Sp1, whose product is annotated as transcription factor Sp9. Gene Ontology annotation, molecular function: DNA-binding transcription factor activity, RNA polymerase II-specific; RNA polymerase II cis-regulatory region sequence-specific DNA binding. Gene Ontology annotation, biological process: regulation of transcription by RNA polymerase II. NCBI's taxonomy places the organism in Eukaryota, Metazoa, Arthropoda, Insecta, Lepidoptera, Pyralidae. The record is from RefSeq and is a predicted model, not a curated record. Bases 192 to 1400 code for a protein of 402 amino acids. The transcript is spliced from 2 exons.
GAGGGACGCACUCGCACUCGCGUCGUCGCCGGCCGCCGCAUCUCGUCUCGAACCCUGCAAUUAGUAGGCGAGAUUCGUUCGCCGCAUCGAUUCGUUACGAUAUAAUUGCUCCGAGGAAUUUUCACUCGGAAAAUUUUGGACCGCGUGUGCUGAGGCUAAGUGAGUGGGUUUCCGUGGAUGUAUGGGCUGACAUGAACUGCGCGUACUAUCAACAGCACGGGGGCUCGCACCCCGUACCGCACAAUGUCAACAAUAAUUAUUUCAACGAGGAACAUCCGAGCUUACGCGGCACGCCUCUGGCAAUGCUGGCCGCGCAGUGCAACAAAUUAUCCAGCAAAUCACCCCCUCCUCUGGCAGACGCUGCAGUAGGAAAAGGAUUUCAUCCUUGGAAGAAAAGUCCCGGUGCCCACUCCCCACCUGGAGGAGGCAGCACACCUCGUUCACAACCUCCAGCAUGCACACCGUAUGCUCGAGCGCCGACCUCCUGUGCUGCGGCGCCUACAGCUUAUGGCAAUGACCUUUACUUCCCAUCGUCUGGAGACCAACUUCUUGGCAAAAGUGAAUCUAGUGCGAGUCUCGGUUCUAUGUAUUCACGGCAUCCGUACGAAUCGUGGCCAUUUAACGUUGGAGGUGGUGGUAGCAGCGGUGCUCUUAAAGCUGCCGAAAUGAGUGGUGUCGGUGCUGUAGGUAGUACAUGGUGGGAUGUGCAUAGUGGCUGGUUAGACGUUGGUGGACAAAUGGCUAACUACGCCGGUCAGGAUUAUUCUCAACUCACACAUUCACUUUCUGGUGGAGCUCAUUUACUACCUCCUGCUCCACACCUUCUACAAGAUGCUUACAAAUCUGUUUUACCAACUCAAGGCUCUUUUGGAUUACAUGCGCCCGGAUCCCCUGCACCACCGGCGCAAGCACCUUCACCUCGAUCACAAAGGCGCUACGCGGGUAGAGCUACCUGCGACUGUCCUAAUUGCCAAGAAGCUGAACGACUCGGCCCUGCAGGAGCACACCUUAGGAAGAAAAAUAUACAUAGUUGUCAUAUACCCGGUUGCGGCAAAGUGUACGGAAAGACAUCCCACCUGAAAGCCCACUUACGCUGGCAUACCGGCGAGCGGCCGUUUGUUUGCAAUUGGCUAUUUUGUGGAAAGCGGUUUACGCGCUCCGAUGAGCUGCAGCGACAUUUACGCACGCAUACCGGCGAGAAGAGGUUUGCGUGUCCGGUUUGCAAUAAGAGAUUUAUGCGAUCUGAUCACCUCGCUAAGCAUGUGAAAACACAUAAUGGAGGCAAGAAGGGUAGUUCAGAGUCAUGUUCAGAUUCAGAAGAGAACAGUCAGGGCGAGGGCGGUGCUGGAAGCCGGUCGCCGGAGCACCCUCUGGACGUGAAGCCGAGCGCGUUGGUGUGACGGGGGCGUGCGGCGGCGGCGCUUGCUGUGCCGCACCCGCAUCACGCACCGCCGCUCCUGUGAUACUAGCGCCGCCGCCGCCGCCGCCACCGCCUCAGCCGCAGCUACAUGUACAUAGCACAUAUCAAACAUUGUAAAUUAAUGUGGACCUUGAUUAUAUAGACGAUAUGAUGCUGCGCGCAGUCGCAGCCAUCGUGUACGUAUUUGUUGUGAGACUUAAAGUGUUGUACAGUAUAGAUAAUGUUAAAUAAUAAUUAUCUCAUAUUAUUAUAGUAAUAAAUUGUAUGGUAAAUACUAAUUAGAUAUAAGUAGAAUGACACUUUAGUCCGAAAUUGCAGUAUAUAAUUUAUUCAAAACUUGUUAACAUCAAUUGUGACAUCAGUGACUAUCUAUAUAGUUAUUUAUUUUUAUUUUCUGUCAUCACCAAAUUAUGUGUUUUUUAAAUUUUUAUAUAUUACAAGUGUAAUUACCUAAAUGCAUUUAGUCCAUUUACUAUAUUUAAUAAAAUAAUGUGAAAUAAGUAAAUACAACUAACAGAAUCGAAAUUGUUUGAAGCCAUAAAUAUUCCAAAAUUAUUAUUAGUUGUAUCUUCUUAAAAAUAUUAUAUGAAUAAAUAAUAAUUUGUUAAAAAUAGUGUCUGUAUCAGAAAUUGCCAGCAUAAGGCGAACACCUAUAGCCGUCUUAUGUUUCUACACAAGUUGAAGAGAAGUACUACAAGUUUUAAACAGGCUACUGUUUAAAACUUCUUUGAAAAUAAUACAUUGUCCUAUAUGUUGUUUAAUAACUCAAAAGAUUUUUAUGUCAAAUGAAGUGCUAAUAGUUAAAUAGCUGUAAACUAUAACACAAAGUCAAUGUAUCGUUUCAGAGAUCGAAAUGAUCGUAGACGAAUUGACUUAAUAAAUAUAGAGUAUAUUCAUAUCUGCUAGAUUAUUAUGUACGAGCAUUUCUUUAUUUUAUUUAUACCUUUAUGUAACCCUAAUGAAGUUAACCUAUAAAAAUUCGUAUAUGCACCUAAUUUUCAAUUGACUCAAAAAAGAUGGAAAUUCCCAAUUUGACAAUUUUAUGUAAUAUGCUGCGAUAUCUUUGAUAAUUCUGAACCAAUUUUAAAUUUUUCCUUCAUCUUAAGAGUUUAGUCCAUGUUGGCAUCAUAGUAAUUUUGUCAAGACUGAAGUUGGUUUACUUUUUAUAAAAAGAAAAAAAAAACUAAAAUUAUAUAUAUUUAAAGACCAUGAUUAUAUAUAAAAAAAAAAUUGUUUCGUUAAAGAAAUGUCAAAAUAAUGCAAUCAUAUGGAAGCCUAUCAUUCUUAAAGUUUUGUUGGCUUAAAUUAUAAGUAGGUAUAAAAUUACUCCUAUAAUGUAUAUUGUACAAAAUUGUGCGAAUUAAAAAUGCCUGAUAUUGAUUUUAUAAAAAUGAAUAUAUUUUUUCCGAGUGGA